UUUCAAAAGCUUGCCAUUAAUGCGGUUAUUAAAACUUUUUCCUUGUUAGUUCUAUUCCAAUUGAGACAUAUAAUGCUUUACUUUUGGUUCGAAUCUUUCUAAAACAUUUUGCUGGUAAUUUAACAGAUAAGGAAAUUAUUGAGCAGUUAGAAGAUAGUCCAACUGAACAUAAAGGCGAGCAGCUGAUAGAAUAUUUACUUUACUUUUUAAUAAACAUGGACCCCAGUGUCAACUACUCGACUUACGAAUUUUAUACUGAAAUUCUCAAUACCUUUCUUGUCCUUUUCUCCACUCAACUUCGACAGUCUAAUCUUAAACAGCAACUUAAUUACUUUUUGAAUAUUUUAUUGACAAAGUUCGGUAAAAGAGCAGAGACGAUGGUAGCUCGUUUAUUAGAGAACAUAAUUGAACAAAGGCCACCUCCACCUCAGUCAUCAAGUGUGAUGCAUACCGCUUACAAUUAUUUUUUUGCGGCUCGAGCGAAUACAUCCUAUGUCGAUGCAAGUCCAGUUGCUGAUCGUAGUCUUUUAAUAUUACUAUUGUUAGGUUCGCAACCUGCCAAAAAUGAUAAUAGUGAAUGGACCAAGUCAUAUAGAUUAGCGAUUGCCAAUCUAAGUGAUCAUCAUGUGAUAUCAAGUGAUAUUGAUGGUUGUGAUAGAAAGAUGCAUUUGAUUUCAUUCAAGAAUUUAUUUCAGAUAUUUAGUAAAUCAUUGCACUCAGAGGAAAAGAUGCUUUUAUUUUAUUUAAUCUUAGUAGAAAAUGAAGCAUUCCGAGUCUAUGUACUGUCAAGGAUAGAUCAGGAAACUAUUUUUCUACCCAUGUUAAAAUUAAUUUAUGAAUCGAUGGAAGCUGGCAAGACAAGGUACUCUCAGGUUUAUAUCUUGAUGGUUAUCAUUUUGAUCUUAAGUCAAGACGAUGUAAAUAAUGAAGCUAUUCAAAAGAUUAUCGUGCAUAAUACUACUUGGUUUACAGAGAGACCGUUAUUAAAGUCAAUUUCUUUGGGUGGAUUAAUGACAUUAGUAUUAAUUCGAGUUUUACAGUUAAAUUUAUCACAUCAAAAGGAUAUCUAUUUACAUACAACUUCUUUAGCCAUCUUGAUGAAUAUGUCUAAUACUAUGUCUGAUAUGCAUGCAAACGUAGCGCAACGAUUUAUUAGUUUAUUUGAAUUGUUAGCAAGAAGAUAUAUCAAAUUAACAGAAAAGCAGACAAUGCCAGAUGCUAUUGUUUAUGAGGAUAUUUUAGUACUUUUACUUGAAAUAAUCAACUCAACUUUAUCUCAUCGACUGAAACAUAAUUCACAACUUGUAUAUGCCCUUUUACAAAAGCGUGAAAUAUUUAAUCCCUUCCAAAAUCACCCCAGAUUUUCUGAUUUAGUGACUAAUUUGGAACAAAUUAUCUAUCAUUUUAAUACAAGAGUAUCAGAGGCUAAUCUAAGGGCGCCUUCUUCGAAUGAAGUCUUGAAAUUAAUUGAACAGGCAUCACGUACUUGGUCUAACCAAAAACUAAUAUCACUGCAAACACUUAAAUUUCAUUAUAAAGAAGAGCAAGAUUCAUAUGAAUUUUUUAUACCCUAUAUUUGGGCACUGGUCCAACGACGUUCUUUCAUUUACUGGAGUGAAGAAAAGUGUCAUAUAAUUGAUAACUAUCAUUUAAUGAAUGAAGAAACUGAAUAAUAAUUCUUAAUAAAAAAAAAAAAGAA
Messenger RNA from Cokeromyces recurvatus, 1699 nucleotides. Its product is annotated as Dymeclin. Bases 216 to 1673 code for a protein of 485 amino acids. Lineage: Eukaryota; Fungi; Mucoromycota; Mucoromycetes; Mucorales; Mucoraceae. The record is from RefSeq and is a predicted model, not a curated record. Gene Ontology annotation, cellular component: Golgi apparatus. The transcript is spliced from 7 exons. Gene Ontology annotation, biological process: Golgi organization.